AUGGCGCCCAAGUACGUGCCCACGAAUUCCCUCUUGCGGAGCCUCAAUCACGCUCUGCGAGAACAACGUAAAUGCUCCUCCUCCUCCACGUCCCACUUUGCCCCGAGAACAACCAGGUCCGCGGCCACGUUCACCCACCGACGGCAUGCUCAAGCCAUCUCCGUCCUCCCGACCGCGGUGGACAAGUCCAGUCCCGACUUUAAAGACAAUGCCGCCCAGUUGGGCGAGGCCAUGAACAAAUACGCAACCCUGCACCAGAAGAUCUCCCAAGGGGGCCCCGACAAGGCACGGCAAAAGCAUAUCCAAAGGGGUAAAAUGCUGGCAAGAGAUCGCAUAACAGCUCUCAUCGACCCCGGUAGCCCAUUCAUGGAACUCUCGCCUCUGGCCGCCCACGAGGUCUACGAGGACGAAGUCCCCGCCGCGGGCGUCAUCGCCGGCAUCGGCACUGUCGAGGGCGUGACGUGCAUGAUCGUGGCCAACGAUGCCACGGUCAAGGGCGGGACGUACUAUCCCUUGACUGUCAAGAAACACCUGAGAGCGCAAGAAAUCGCCCAGCAGAACAAGUUGCCGUGCAUAUACCUCGUCGAUUCCGGGGGCGCAAAUUUACCGAACCAAGCCAACGUCUUCCCGGAUCGGGAUCACUUUGGACGCAUCUUCUUCAACCAAGCGAGGAUGAGCAGCAUGGGCAUCCCCCAGAUUGCUGUGGUGAUGGGCCCUUGCACCGCUGGCGGCGCAUACGUCCCAGCCAUGUGCGACGAAUCCAUCAUCGUUGAGAAACAAGGCACUAUUUUCCUGGCGGGUCCGCCACUGGUGAAAGCGGCCACCGGAGAAGUCGUCUCCGCUGAAGACCUGGGCGGCGGCUCCUUGCACAGCUCCGUUUCUGGCGUCACCGAUUAUCUCGCUGUGGACGACGCUCACGCAAUAGUUCUUGCCCGCCGCUCCAUCUCCAACCUCAAUUACCCCCAAGAACAGCCUCCCGUGAACCCCGGGGAGAUUCGCGAACCCCUGUACGACCCGUCCGAGCUUGCCGGAAUCGUCGGCACGAACCUGCGCAAACAGAUUCCCAUGCACGAAAUCAUCGCCCGCAUCGUCGACGGGAGCGAAUUCGCUGAGUUCAAGAAGGACUACGGCACCACUCUGCUGACAGGGUUCGCGAGAAUUCACGGGUACCAGGUGGGCAUCAUCGCCAACAACGGCAUCUUGUUCUCCGAGUCCAGCCUGAAGGGCGCCCACUUCAUCGAACUGUGCUGCCAGCGCAACAUCCCGCUGGUGUUCCUCCAGAAUAUCUCCGGGUUCAUGGUCGGCGCGGACGCCGAGCGGGGCGGCAUCGCAAAGAACGGGGCCAAGCUGGUCACCGCGGUGGCGUGCGCCGACGUGCCCAAGUUCACCGUGGUCGUGGGCUCGUCCGCCGGCGCCGGCAACUACGGCAUGUGUGGCCGCGCCUACUCGCCGCGGUUCCUGUGGAUGUGGCCCAACGCGAAGAUCGGCGUCAUGGGGCCCGACCAGCUGACCGCCGUCAUGGAGACCGUGGGCAAGAGCGUCGACGUCGGCCUGCGCGACCGCAUCGAGCGCGAAAGCGACGCGUGCUUCUCCAGCGCGCGCCUGUGGGACGACGGCGUCAUCCAUCCCGCCCAGACCAGGAGCAUGUUGGCCAUGGGGUUGAAGGUGGCGCUGGGCGGCAAGGUUGACGACGACAAGCCCACGAAAUUCGGCGUCUUCAGGAUGUAG
Molecule: messenger RNA, 1728 nt
Organism: Fonsecaea erecta
Lineage: Eukaryota; Fungi; Ascomycota; Eurotiomycetes; Chaetothyriales; Herpotrichiellaceae
Exons: 1
Coding region: 1-1728 (575 amino acids)
Biological process (GO): L-leucine catabolic process
Cellular component (GO): mitochondrion; methylcrotonoyl-CoA carboxylase complex
Molecular function (GO): methylcrotonoyl-CoA carboxylase activity
Source: RefSeq, a predicted model, not a curated record